This is a messenger RNA of Oryctolagus cuniculus (rabbit), 2347 nucleotides long. NCBI's taxonomy places the organism in Eukaryota, Metazoa, Chordata, Mammalia, Lagomorpha, Leporidae. The record is from RefSeq and is a predicted model, not a curated record.
CACGGGAGAGGGCCGCCAUUUUGACUGAGCAACCCUAGUGACAGGAGCCGAAGCAGCAGCGCAGGUUGUCCCCGUUUCCCCUCCCCCUUCCCUCUGUGGUUGAUUUCCCGGGCCCCCUACACUCCACAACCCCGGCUCUGCCAUGUCCCAGAAACAAGAAGACGAGAACCCUGCGGAGGAGACCGGCGAGGAGAAGCAGGACACACAAGAGAAAGAAGGUAUUCUCCCUGAAAGAGCUGAGGAAGCAAAGCUAAAGGCCAAAUAUCCAAGCCUAGGACAAAAGCCUGGAGGUUCUGACUUCCUCAUGAAGAGGCUCCAGAAAGGGCAAAAGUACUUUGACUCAGGAGACUACAACAUGGCCAAAGCCAAGAUGAAGAAUAAGCAGCUGCCAAGUGCAGGACCAGACAAGAACCUGGUGACUGGUGACCACAUCCCCACCCCACAGGAUCUGCCCCAGAGAAAGUCCUCACUCGUCACCAGCAAGCUUGCGGGGUAACCUGGGCCCCCCUCUCCUCCCCUUCCUCACCCGCUGGACUUUAUGUAUUAUAGGCAGGGAUGGAAUUGGGCAGCUAGUCAGAUCCUCCCAGAUUGCUAGCCGAAAAUGCUGCUGCCGGGGCUCCCGAGGAGUUCACGUGGGUUGAAGAGGGGCUCUUGAGUUCAUUUCUUUGGUUACAUGGAGACUUCGCACCUUCACUGUAGCCCAGGUAGGGGCCGGGAAAUAGGAAAGACCAGGAUUGGAUGAUGCUGCAAACUUUUUCUCGGUGAGAAACUGGAGAGAGGUCAUUUCUCCUCUUGGAAGAUAAUAUCCCAAAGUGGUUAGGCUGAGCCUUGGGAAUAAUAUGGCAGGUUGAACAGCCCUGGGCUAACCUGACGUGUUGGGAAAGGUAGAUGGGAUAAGAUGUGUUUUCUGUGCUUCUGAGUGUUGUGUCCCUUGGGCUGCUGUUGCUUUGUGUGUUCCCUGCGGCAGGCAGAGAGAGUCCUCACCCAGGCCUGAGUGGUCUGCCUGAAACUGCAGUGCCCAGUUAACCUCUACUUAGUGUGGCUUACAGAUUGCCCUGGCUCUUAAAUAAUGUAAAGAUUGGCAGACAUUGUUCACAGAAGAUGGGCACCUUCUCUCUCUCUCUCUCCCUGCAUGUUGCUUUUCAGAGUGUCAUGGGAUAGUAGGAAGAGCAGUGGUGUAGGAGUCUAGACAUCUGGGUUCUGGGUCCACUUGGCCUCAGCAGUACUGAUGUAGAACCUCAGUCAAGUCAUUUAGUCUCUUUGGAUUUCUAUUUCCUCAUUGUAAAAAUAGUUAUUAAAUAUACAUAAAAUUGAUGGUGAUUGUAAAAUCCUAUAACUGCCAGCAGAAAAAUUCUGUGCUGUGCGUUGGGUGAGCCUCUGUGCUGGGCAAGUGCAGAGGGGACCCUCCAUCAAGGACAGAAGAAGUUGGAGUUUGCAACAGAACCUCAUAGUCCUGAGCGUCAGAUUCUUAAGAAGCUAGCCACGGGCCCCACCCACUUUUUCCCACAGCCCACGUCUGGACCUUAGCUGCCCAAGAACUGCUCCAGCAGCAGAGUUCUUGGCUGUGGAAACACGCUUGGUCAUGCACACGUGGAGAGCCGUGCUUCAGGUGUAAUUGGGUGCCAGGUGUAUUGUUAGGGAGAGAGAAAAGGAAGGGGUAAACCACUGCAGGGCUGGAGCAGCAGGUUUUAGGAGAUGAUUCACCUUGGAGGAAGCUGGGGGGACGAGGGAGGGAGACAGAAAUCCCUGCCUUCCUAGAGCACAGUAACGUAGCUCUUGUGCAGUGAGGAGGGGUGGCAGUGGUGAGCCUGAACAGGUGGAGGAAAGGGGCUGCCGGUGGCACCGCUUGGCCUGAAUCUUACUGAGUGUAACCUGCUUGAUAUGGCAGGAGGGCCAGGGUGAGAACUUACUGUUCGAAAGUGCAAGAUUCUGGAAUCCUCUCUUGCUCUUUGACCUCACAAUUCUGAAAUGCCAAACAUUUGGCUUGAUGAGGAUGCCUGAUGAAUUUGCUGGUGUACAUGUAGGAGAAUAAGGUGUGUAUCUGCUUCUUCCUGACUGGCCGUUCGAUGUUCAGGCUGUCACUCAGAUUGGAUAGGAAAAGGUUGGUGAGGAAGGCAUGGAGAAGAGAGCAGGCUCCCUGGCCCCCAAAUUCCUUGACUGUCACUUGUAAUUGUAUAUAAUUUUUGUGUUCCUUGCUCCAUUUCCUCAUGCUGUCAUCCUUAAUCAAAAGUCCAUGUGGGAAGGGGAAAAUGCUGAACAUCAUUGUAUAGUUUCCUUGACUGUCCCGACCAUAAUGUACAUAAAUAUGUCAUGUUAUUAUAUAUAUAAAUAUAUAUAUAAUUUUGUA